Molecule: messenger RNA, 738 nt
Organism: Haliotis rufescens (red abalone)
Lineage: Eukaryota; Metazoa; Mollusca; Gastropoda; Lepetellida; Haliotidae
Product: 28S ribosomal protein S6, mitochondrial-like
Exons: 3
Coding region: 90-524 (144 amino acids)
Biological process (GO): translation
Cellular component (GO): ribosome; mitochondrial small ribosomal subunit
Molecular function (GO): small ribosomal subunit rRNA binding; structural constituent of ribosome
Source: RefSeq, a predicted model, not a curated record
GUAAUGCUGGGGAAGAUACAAAACCUAAACUUCCGGUGGCACAAAGUGUGCUCAGCAGCAGUCGGAAACUUUCAUAGAGAUACGCCGCCAUGCCGAGUUAUGAAAUGUCAUUGAUCAUAAAGGCUGCUUUGAAAAGACCUGAAUUGAGUCAUGUCAUACGCAGAACAUGUGAAUCGCUGAUCGGAAAAGGAGGAAUAAUAAGGUCAAUGGAAAACCUGGGUCUUAGACCCUUACCCUACAAAAUGGCAUGUCAAGGCAAAAAACAGACAGAAGGAAACUACGUUCUCAUUAACUUUGACAGUUCCACAGAGUCUGUUACGAAUAUCCAAGACGACCUGAAGAGAGAUGUGGACAUCAUUAGACCCAGCAUCCUCCGCCGGGAUGAGGACUUCGUGCGGCCAUGUUUGAGGGGACCGUGUUUAUUCAAUGAGCUGCCGAACCCUGACCACGAGAGACGAGUGUGGAAGCGGAGGGUGCUGAAGAAGGUUCACAUGACCCGCAAAGAUAAAGAGAGAUUGUUAUAGCAUGUGUCCAGCUUAGAUUGUAGGCAUUUAUCAUUGUUUAUACUUUAUUGUAUUGUGUUUUUAGUAUCUACUACGUUAACAAUCAUGUCGAGACUUUGACAAGAGAUUUGCAACACGAAUGUGAUGUCCAAGGUAGAAAAGUGUUGAAAUGUUCCAGUAGAUAUGUGUGUGGAAAAUAUGUUUGUCAUCAUCAUAAAGGCCACAUCAAUUUAAA